Molecule: messenger RNA, 5589 nt
Organism: Schistosoma rodhaini
Lineage: Eukaryota; Metazoa; Platyhelminthes; Trematoda; Strigeidida; Schistosomatidae
Source: the annotation of a GenBank genome assembly
GAUACACAAUCAUAGAUAGUUACUGCCUAUCAGCAAACUGUUUAGUCUAAGGAAAAUCUGUUCAUUUAGUCUUUAACUAUAAUCAAAAUUAUUAUGUAUCCAUCUCUCUCCAUCUAUCUCUCUCUCUAUCUAUGUAUCCAUAUAUGUAAUAAAAGGUAAGUGCAUAUUGGUUAGCACCAAACAAAAAAAACAAAACACUAAAGGGAUAAUGUUUUAUAAUCUACAUAGUGUAUCUAUGUGUAUAUGAAACAUUUAAAAAGGGGAAAUGAUUCAUAAAAUUAAAUAAAUUUAUCAGGAAAAAAAAAUGGUAAUAAUUAAUGAAUGAAUAAAUGAAUUAAAAUAAUUAUCAGAAAUCAAAAGUAAAAAAAAAUCUUCAACUCAUUGUUGUCAAGGAUUACAUAAUCAAUUACAAUCAAUGUUACAUAAUAAUAGAAAAGAGAAACAACCAUAGCAACAAUAACAAUAUAGCAACAACAGCAUAGCAACAACAAGUGAUUUGUAUUAAACAUUUCAUAAUAUACCUGUGGAAUCAUUCAAAAAAAAAAAAUCGGAAUCAUUUAGGUGAAUUUUAAUGAUGAAUACUAUUCAAUAUGGAUUUAUAUAGUAGUAUAUUCAUAUUAGAUUAUAUACAUGUAAUGGGUAUAAAUGAAAGCAAUAUUCCUUUGUUUCGUUAAAUGAACAAUAAAAUUAUCUGAUCAAUUAUUUUUGUUCAAAUUAACAAUUAUGGAAAAUCAUUUUGAUCAUCAAUUGAAUGAUCCAGAUUCUGAGUCAAAGUUAUUUUACGAAAAGAUUCAACAAAAUUAUUCAGAUUGUAAUAAACCAUGGAAUAUACUUAGUGAAGUUAUUAAACAAGUGAAACAAGAAUGUUUUGAACGUGUCAAAAGUUUAGAACAAGAGAAUUUAAUACUUCAACAACGUUAUAAAGAACUGGAAGAAAGAGUUUUACCUUUGACAAAAUCAUUAAAUGGACAACAAGAUCUUCAAGAGUUUUUAAAACUUUUAUAUUCCAAUCCAAUGAAUCCAACUACAGUAAACUUUACAUCACCUGAAUAUGCUGAUUUGAAGAAUUCAAAUACAGUUGAACAGUUAACUAAUCUUUUACUCUAUACAAAUAUAUCGCAAAAGGAUAUUCUAUUAAAUUAUCAUCAAUUACAUAAACGAGUAAUUCAAUUAGAACAAAUUAAUUCAUUAUUAUGUUCUAUUCUAUGUAAUAAACAAUUCAUUUCAUCUUUAAAUAAUUCUAAUGAUUAUGUAACUAAUAAUCACCAUAGUGAUUAUUUUCUUAUUAAAAAAAAUAUUAAAAAAAAUUUAAAAUUAAAAAAUUUUUUUUAUAAAUUAAAACAAAUUUCACAAAAAUCAAUACCAACUAUACAUUCCCAUUAUAAAUAUUAUACAAUACCAUUAAAGAAUUCAACAAGAAGAAAUGAUGAUUAUAAUUAUCAUUAUUAUUAUUCAGCAGAAAAUUUAUCUUUAUAUAAUUAUACUACUGAUAAACAGAAUACCCAUUUAUGGAACCAUACUACUAACAGUAAUAGUAGUAGUAGUGGUAAUAAUAAUGUUAAUACUAAUGGUUCAUCUCAUUCCAUAAAAGAUUUACAAUAUGAUUUCUUUGUAAAGCCAAAUAAUGAGAAUAAUAAUAAUAAGACGAAUGAUUUUGUACAGAAUUCUAUAGACAAUCGUCUUCAUCAAUUAUCUUCAUGGAAUCAAUGUACAGUUGAUCAAUCAUUGGAUCAUUCAAAUACUGAUAUUGCACAAUUCUAUAAAAAACAACCAUUGAAUUCAAUAAAAUUUAACUGGAUACAAUCAAAAUCUUUACCUAAUUUACAAAUAACAAAUGUUGAUUCCACUUUAAAUGAAACUUGUUUACGGACAAACUCUUUGAAACUACUACUACCACUAACUGAUUCAUCAUCCCUGAUUCAUCCCCCUAACUAUACAAUGAAACAUUUAAAUGAACAAACAACAAUAGUAUCAUCUAAAAAUUUAUUAAAAUAUAAAACAGAAUCAUCUAAUUGCCAACUAGUACAAAACCUUCACCUUAUAACUGAUAUCAUUUCACCUUUUAAUCAAACUAAACAUAAUGAAUAUUGGUGUAAUAAAUCAUUAUCUAAAGGAUGGAUACAAUUACAAGAUAUACCAUAUCAUGGAUUACAACAUGAAAUCAUCGGAGCACAUAGUCAUAUGAUAUUAGGUACAAGAAGUUUACCAUUAAUAGUUAAUAAACCAAUAGAAACUAAUUGGAAGAAAACUUCAAAUUCGUACUUCAUUUCAUCAUUGAAUGAAAGUUAUUCACAUUCAUUUCGUAAUUCAAUUGUAAAUAAUAUUCAAUUAAAAACAAUCAUGGAAGUAGAUUCUGGUCCAUCAAGUUAUUAUGAAUUACUUGGCAACAAUAUUAAUACUAAUAAUAGUAAUAAUAAUAAUAAUAAUCAUAAUCAUAAAGGUGAUCAUAAUUUAAAAGUCAAUAAUUGUAUUGAAAAGAAAUAUAAUGAUAAAAUGAAUAAACCAUCGAAAGUGUAUAUAUCACCUAAUCAAAAUAUUGAAUUUCUAUCGAAUUCAAAACAAAUUUUAUGCAGAGAUCAAAAAUUACGUUAUCAUUAUCCAUUACGUUCUACAAUCCAACAUUCAUCCAAUACAAUGACAUCAAUGAAUUCACUUAACUCUAGAAGUUAUGACUUAGAAACUCAUAUGAAUUAUUAUGAUACAUUUCGUAAAUUACGUAAUGCACGUAAAGAUUUACGUUUUGGUGUAUUUAGUGAUACAGAAUUAUUAACUGGUAAAUUUACUAUCACUUCCACGGAUGAUUCAGCUAUUGAUAGUGGAGAUGAAGAUUUACAUAGUUCAUUGGAUUCAUUAUGCAUUAAAAAUUAUUUAACUAAAUCUAAUAUAAAAGUUAAUAAUUUCAUUCAUGAGAACAAUACUACUAAUAAUACUACUAAUAGUAGUACUACUAAUGCUACUUCUACUACUACUACUACUACUACUACUACUACUACUACUACUACUACUACUACUACCACUAAUACUACUAUUACUACUAAUACUACUAUGACUACCGAUACUACUACAACACUAAUAUCAAACUUAUCAAGUACACAUAAUAUGAAUGAUCAAGUUUGUAAUCAUUCAAAUGGGAAAUUGAUUUCAACGAAUGGCGAUAUGAAAAGAUUAAAUACUGCAAAUACAAAUGAAAGGGACAGUACAAUUGUAUCUGGAUACAAACAGAAAAGUAUUGAAUAUGAUAAUACUAUACAAAGUAUCAAUCCACCGGAAGUAAACAAUGUUUCAGAAUGUAGAAAGUACUCUUUGGAUCCAAAACCUCUUAAAAAUUCUUCUGAAACCUCAACAAACUUAUCAAGUGAUUCACAAUGUAAUCUCAAAGUUGUUGCUCCACCACCAGUGGUAAUCUAUCGAAGAAGAUUUCAAAAGCUUACAUCUAAAAGAAUGUCAAAGUUUACCGAUCGACAAAAAUCCUCUAAUUGUAAAAAUUUAGGAGAUAUGAAGUCCUCUAUGAACAAGACUGAGAAUAUGAUAAACACAGCUUUAGCUGUUGAUAAUCAGUUACAGACAGAAGUGAAACCUUCAGAGAUACCUUUAUCUCGUGAAAAUAAUCGUAGUAAUAACGCAGAAAUAAGCAAAGAAACCUCCCAGACAAACAUGCAUACCCCUGACUCAAUUUCACCAGAGCGAAAUAAAGUUUUUUGUCAAACUGUCACAACAGAGAAGCUUUCUCCAAUUGACAAACUUGGAAACAAUCGUUCAAUGAAAACAUUACAUGGACCACAACAUGCUUCAAAUAGUAAGACACUAUCAUCAUUAUCAUCAAUAUCUAUUUCUCAUAAUUCAAAAAUAAAAAUACCUCAAUUGGACGGUACUACAACAAAUAUGCCAGUGUCACCAAUAAUAUCAUCUUGUUCUAAUGAAGUUAAGAGUAUUGUGAAUGAAAAACCUUAUUCUAAAUAUUCUAAUUGUAUAUCAUCGUCUAUGACAUUGAAAACAACAAACAAUGUCAGUAAAUUCUGCGUUUCUAAUACAUUGAAUUCCCCUGAAAUCCGUCGUCUAAGAAUUAUAUCUCAAAGUCCAGUAAAGUCUCUUGCCAGCACAAUAUCGAACAACUUAAAUAACUUUAAAAUAAACUUUAUUUCAUCAGCUGCUUCAAAAUCAUCUCCAACAUCACCGAUUUUAUCAAAAACUAACACUUCUAGAACAGUCUCUAAUGGUAAUUGUAUUUUACAAUCCCCAGUGCAUGAUAGUAAAACUAUCUUAACUGAAAAGAUCCCGAAAAUCGCUACUUCUUUGUCUUCUUCAAAUACCACAACUGUGAUAGAUUCAUCUUUGAAAAAGAUCAGUAAAAUUGUUAAUAAACCUAAAGUUAAUUCUGAGAAAUUACAUAGACGUACGCUUCAUUGUAAUCAAAUUACUCCACCAACAUCUGUACCACCACCAAUACCACCACGUACUACAUCAAGAUCACAAGCACAUCAAGGGAAAAUGAUGAUAUUAAAACCUAAAUGCUUUAGUGUUACUAACAGUCCUUACAUGUCUACUCAAGAUGAUGUUGGUGUUUCUAAAAACUUUAUCGAAAACUCAGUAAAUAAUCAUACAGGGAGUUCUUAUAACAAUUACUCAUUGAAAAUACCGUCAUCUCCUGUAAAUUCUUCUAUAAAUAAUAGAAAAUUGAAUAUUCAUCAAUUACAAAGUGAAUCUUUAAAUGAAUUAAACAAUUUGAAUAAUGAUAGUAAAUUAUCAUCCAUGUCUUCCCAAUGGAAACGUCCAAUUCAUUCAAAAAUAGCCACAGCUGUUGGAACACUUUAUAAACGUCCUACAGAACAUUCAUUGAUAAAAUCUCCAAUGACUUCAUCAAAGUCGAUAUCAUCAUCACCAUCAUCAUUGUUAUCUUCAGUGAUUAAUUUAACAACUCGUGAUGAUUUAUUAUUUGAUUCAUCGAAAUAUACUACUAAUAAAAUUUGUGAAAAGUAUAAAAAUUUACAUAAUGUAAAUACAUUGGAUACAAAUGGUAUGAAUAAUGAACAAAUGGAACAGAGAUUAAUGUAUCCAACACAUAAUGUAUCUAAUUAUUAUAAUCAAACAAUAGAUAAUACUGAUUUACAUGCUCAAUUCAAUACUACUACUACUACAAUAACAACAUCAAUGACACCAAUGAAAGAGAAUAGAUUAAUUGAAACAUUACAUAAACAUCAACAAUGUUUAUCAAAUUUACAAAAAUAUUCAUAUGAUACUCAACAGUAUCAUCCACAUUUACGAAAUCAUCAUCAUCAUCACCACUACCACCAUCAACAUCAUCACCAUCAUCAGCAUCAACAGCAGCAGCAGCAGCAUCGACCACAACAACAACAACAACAACAACAGUCGUAUCAUUCCCAACAUUCACAACUAUUUCAACCUUUUGAAUCGAAUGUACUUCAUCACACAAUCAAUAAUAGUCCUACUAUUACUACUACUAAUAAUAAUAAUAAUGUACAACUGGAUACAAUAUCGGAUAAUUUAAUUUACCCUAAACAUUCAUCACCCAUUUAUACAAUAAACAAAUUACCCAAUACAAUAAUAAAUUAUAAUCAUAGUAAUUUUUAA